UCAUUUUUCUUCACUGUUUGUAGAAAUACCUUUUCCUAAAAUCGUGUUCGUGUGAGUCAUCAGAAAAACGCAGCGCAUCUCUCUCGCCGCCGCUCGGACCGCCCUACCCCGCCUGCUCCGGCAGCGGCGCUGCAAGCCUACAGCAGUCCGGCUCCGCCCAGCCUUCGCAACAGCAGCCAGCAGGAAAAGCAAGCUGCAGUAGCAAACAGAUUACCAUGGAGGCGCACAUUUUUUAAAAAAAAUCGGGUAUUUUGGGUACCCUAAAUCGGAGUUGGGUUACUGCCCCGCUCUGAUUAGACAACCCUAGUCAAUCCUAUUUUUUACAUUGGCCUAAUCCAAGCGCUAGCACCCGAGAAAUGCAUGAGAUGUAGGAUAUGUAACACACUACAAUAAAUACAGAUUCGUAUGUGUGAACCUAUGUAUAGCCAUAGUGGAUAAUCAAACAAAUAAUGCAUUAAUACAUUUGUUGAUGUGCACAUUGUACGUUUCUUCAGUUAUCUGGACAUUCUGAACUCCGCUUUUUAUUAGGUUACUAUAAAAUAUUCACUGUGUAUCAGAGCCUCACGGUGGUUAGGAUUUCUCGUGAGGUUUAAACCAGUGAUAAAGUGAUAUUGGAGUCGUAAAAGAUGCUGCUGAUCUUGAAAUGAUCAGCUGACGAAUGUCUUAGAUUGACACCGACUCGAAAAUUUCAAAUCUGCAUUUUCUCCCAUUGUUCAAAGUGAUAAAAUGUUGCCUAUAACCUACAUAUGUUUGAUGAUCAAAAUUAUUAUGCAAACUUUUGCAAUAAGUAUAAAAGAUCUAACAUCCUUUCUAGUACACAAGGCAACUGGUAAGGGUAUCCCCAAGACUCAAAUUUUCUUUACCACAGUGAACUUGAAUAGCAUUUGGAUUUGACUCCGAGUCUUGGUCUAAUGUGAGAGGUCUUGAGUGCACAUUGUCUCAGGCCUCUUUUCGUAUUGUGGACACAAAAAUUGUUUUUCAAAAUAGAAAGUUUACAGGGUUUGGUAAUGUGGUUGAAUCUUUGUUGUGCUCCCUGUUGACAAAAAGUUUGGAUUGCGGUUGCAGGGGUACAGCUCUCUCAGAUUUGGAUGGUGUUGGUUGUUGAGAUUGUUGCCAUGACAAUUAUCAUUUUUUAAUUGCUUUUGCCGCAAAACUGAUAUUUCCACAAGCUUUUCUCAAAUUUGAAAGGCUUGGGAAGAUAUGCAUACAUGCGUGGUUUAGUACUAGAGUGUUCUACUGAUCUUUUUACUCAUGAUUUUUCAGUGUUGAUACCAGCAGCGAACUCCUCCAUGAACCAACAGGCAUUGCUAAUCUGAAAUGUCUUUAGCGCCACAGUGAUUUUGUAACCCUUCGGACGAUCUGUGCACUCGAAAUCAACCCCCGGGGCAUACGUACAACGGGUAGUUUCCAGCCCCAUCGCCCACCGUUGAACAAAAUCUAACUGUAUAAGGAUAAUGCGCCAUGGCGGCGUACCAAGAGCAUCGACUAUUUUUCACAAUUCCAUUGCAUCACUCCUCCCCAUCACCACACGAUUCAGGUUCACUGCGGUGGCAGAAAAAGCUGUUAAGUCAGCAAGUGUAUCUGAACUUGGCGACCUUCUAGUUGUUGCUUCCAUUGCCAAAACUCUCUCAAAACCUGGCGGAAUUCACGAUCUAGAGAAGAAUGGAGAUGCCAUCCCAUUAUCUGAAGAGCUUGUGCUUCGAGUGCUCCGCCGUGGCUCUCUUGAUUCGUCAAGAAAGUUGGGUUUUUUCCAUUGGUGCUCUCACAGGCAAGACUACAAACACUCAGCGUGCACAUACACACAGAUGUUCAAAGUCCUCUGCUUUUUGCCACACCAGCAUCAUGAUGACGUUCUUGAGCUUGUGGCCUCAAUGAGGCGUGAUGGGGUGGCUCUGGAUUCAAUGACUUUGAAGAUGAUUCUUGAUGGGUUCAUCAGGGCUGGCAAGUAUGAUUCUGCUUUGGAAGUUUUGGAUUAUGUUGAGAGGGAAUUGAUUGGUUCCAGCUGUUUUAGCCCUGAUGUAUAUAGCCCUGUUAUUGUUGCACUCGUGAGGAAGGAUCAGAUUUCAAUAGCAUUAUCGAUUUUCUUGAAGCUUAUGGAUUCUGCACUGCUCGCGGCGAACAGUGAGAAUGUGGUCAUUCCUGAUGCGAUUGCUUGUAAUGAGAUGCUUGUUGGUCUCAAGAAGGCGGACAUGAGAGAUGAAUUCAGACAAGUUUAUGGUAAUCUACGAAAAACGAAGCUUUAUCCGAUGGACAUAUGGGGUUACAACAUAUGCAUUCAUGCAUUAGGAUGUUGGGGCGAGUUGAGCACUGCAUUGGGCUUGUUUAAAGAGAUGAAGGAGAGGAAUGGUCCAUUUGAACCCGAUUUGUGCACGUAUAACAGCCUCAUACAUGUGCUUUGCCUGCUUGGGAAGGUUAGGGAUGCCCUCAUCGUGUGGGAGGAGCUGAAGGCUUCCUCAGGUCAUGAGCCGGACGAGUUCACUUACCGGAUUAUGAUCCAAGGUUGUGCCAAAUCAUAUAGAAUCAAUGAUGCGUUGAGAAUCUUCAGUGAGAUGCAGUACAACGGCAUACGAGCAGGGACUGUUGUUUACAACUCCCUUCUUGAUGGUUUGAUGAAGUCGAGGAAGUUGAUGGAAGCCUGCGAUCUGUUUGAGAAAAUGGUAGAUGAUGACGGAGUGAGGGCUUCGUGCUGGACCUAUAACAUACUUAUUGAUGGUUUGUACAAGAAUGGAAGAGAAGAAGCAGCUUAUACCAUGUUUUGUGACUUGAAGAGAAAAGGUAAUAGUUUUGUCGACGGAGUCACGUUCAGCAUCAUCACUUUGCAUCUAUGUCGGGAAAACCGGGUUGAGGAAGCACUGCAGCUGGUGGAGGAGAUGGAAGGAAGGGGCUUUAUAGUUGAUUUGGUUACUAUAACUUCACUAGUGGUCGCGCUUUACAGACGUGGUCAGUGGGAUUCAAUUGAGAGGCUCCUGAGGCAUAUUAGAGAUGGGAAUUUAGUCCCUUCUCUUAUCAAGUGGAAAUCAGCCAUGGAAGCUUCAAUGAGUAGUCCACAAAGCAAGAAGAGAGACUUUUCACCAAUGUUUCCUUCCAUAAGUGAUGUAGCCGAGGUUUUGAAUCUGACAAAGCCGGAUCGUGAUGGUGAUGGUGAUGGUGCAGAUGACACCAAGAAGCUCAGUGAUGAAGUAGACGAGUGGUCGUCUUCUCCAUACAUGGAUUCGCUUGCAAAUCACUUCGCCUCUGACAAAAGCCGUGGUUCACAACCGUUCACGCUGUCUAGAGGGGUUCGUGUUUUGGCUAAGGGUGAGGAUUCUUUUGAUGUUGACAUGGUGAAUACCUACUUAUCCAUCUUCUUGGCCAAGGGGAAGUUGAGUUUAGCAUGUAAAUUGUUCGAGAUUCUGACCAGUAUGGGUGUGAACCCUGUGAGCUACACUUACAACUCCAUCAUGAGCUCCUUUGUCAAGAAAGGGUAUUUCAAGGAAGCGUGGGGAGUCCUCCACGCGAUGGGGGAGGCGGUCACCCCUUCGGACAUAGCAACGUACAACGUUGUGAUCCAAGGUUUAGGGAAGAUGGGGAGGGCGGAUCUCGCCAAGGCUGUUCUCGACAAGCUGAACGAUGAAGGCGGGUACCUCGACAUUGUCAUGUACAACACCUUGAUCAACGCCCUCGGGAAGGCUGGCCGGUUUGGUGAAGCAGUCGAGCUGUUUCAGCAGAUGAAGAGCAGCGGGAUAAAUCCGGACGUGUUCACCUACAACACUCUCAUCGAGGUGCACAGCAAGGCCGGGCGGCUCAAGGAGGCGUACGAGUUCUUGAAGAUGAUGUUGGAUGCUGGGUGCGCGCCUAAUCACGUGACGGAUACGUGUCUCGAUUUUCUAGAAAAGGAAAUCGAGAGACGGAGGUACGACAAGGCUUCGAUCAUACGGUCCAAAUCCGAUGAUCUUUGCUGAGGAUCAAUCCAAGGUUGGUCCUCAAAGAUUUAUUGUUAUCUUGGAAUUUCAUGUAACAAAAUAUAUGUAAAUGCAUUCACUAUAUUUAUACAUUAUAUAAAAGCUGAUUUUUUUCUGCUCAAA
Messenger RNA from Salvia miltiorrhiza (redroot sage), 4064 nucleotides. Its product is annotated as pentatricopeptide repeat-containing protein At4g01570. The coding region runs from base 1455 to 3941 and encodes 828 amino acids. The record is from RefSeq and is a predicted model, not a curated record. Gene Ontology annotation, molecular function: protein binding. Lineage: Eukaryota; Viridiplantae; Streptophyta; Magnoliopsida; Lamiales; Lamiaceae. The transcript is spliced from 2 exons.